AAAAUGUUAAGCAACCAUCAAGAAGACAUUGAUAAGCAAAAUAAAGAGUUAGAUGAGAGGUUUAACCGGAGACAAGUUGGCAAAGUUUAUAAAGCAUUCUAUGAUAAGUUGAAGGACUCAUACACUGAAAAUAAGUUUCAACAAGGAGUGACCAUGUACUGUGCUCAAAAAUGCUUGUAUGAAUUCACCAAAGACGGUCUGAAUCCAAGAGAAGACAACUGUCUUAAUGCUUGAUAUAACAAAGGAAUAAGGAUGUCAAUACUCAUGAAUACUCUCUAUGUCAAAGGAAAACAAGGGAAAUUCACUAAAAGUGAUGAUGACGAAGACGAUUCGACAAGUGAUGAGCAUGUCAAGACCAUUGAAGCAGUCAAAAAUACCCUUAAGUCUGUCAAUAAACCCAGAAGAUAAAAUAUUAAUC
This is a messenger RNA of Moneuplotes crassus, 418 nucleotides long. NCBI's taxonomy places the organism in Eukaryota, Ciliophora, Spirotrichea, Euplotida, Euplotidae. The record is from the annotation of a GenBank genome assembly.